Dentiscutata heterogama is the source of this 203-nucleotide messenger RNA. Lineage: Eukaryota; Fungi; Glomeromycota; Glomeromycetes; Diversisporales; Gigasporaceae. The record is from the annotation of a GenBank genome assembly.
UCAAAUUAAAUAGUAAAUUUCCAGUUCGAGAGGGUGCUAUUUUUACGUUUGCGGGUAUUGACGCUAAAAACAUGGCACGUGAUGUAAAUAAUGCACUUAUCCAGAUAGCGCAAGCAUGUGGUGGUAUGGAUGAAAACAGUGCGAUAGCGUAUGUCAAGGAUUUAAGGAACCGUGGAAGAUAUCAAGAAGAUGUAUGGAGUUAG